CACAACAAGAAUCGUUGUGAAUACGCUUCGAGUGUCGUCACACUCUUCUUUCCCUUGCCAUUCUUCUGGUUGACUCUUGGCAAGUCUUUACCUUCUUUUUGACGCGCCCUCUGUUCGCUGUCGCUAUCGCAUUUGUUUGAGCUUCCCAUUCUUCGCAUCUUCCUUGGCGCCUCGGCUGUAAUAGACACGAAGACAAAUACGACAUUUAAACCACCAAUAAACGAGAACGAACAAUCCUAUUGUUUACCCCGGAAGCCCAGGAACAAUGGGCUACAUCGCCAACACACCCGAGGAACGCCUCGAGCGAUCCGACUCGAAAAAUCCAAAGACAACUUGCAAGGGCCUCACGGGCACGGGGAACUUAUGUCGCAACUCAGUCACGCCCGCAAGGGGCAAGAUGCUUUCGCCAACAGUCAAGGAGGAGUCGCUCUACUGCCACCACCACAAAGAUCAGGCCGCAAGUCGCUCUGCACAGUCGAGUCCCGGCCCUAGGCUGUCCGGCAGACCCAUCUUGGAAGAGCGAACGAGCAUCGAUACACUCGCGGAUCGCCUUGGCCUGAUGGACGUCGGCUCCAACCCAACCAAGAAGCAGAAACGACCUCAGGGAGGACGGCUCAGCGGCGGCAGUGGAACGCAAGCCACGACCGCCUCGAAGCCGCCAUCGGCAUACACGCGUCCACCGCAAAAUGAGCGCAAGGAGCUGCACCUCUGCUGCUGCUUCAGCAUACCCAUCGAUGAAGUCCAAGAAUCCCAGCCCGCGCCUCGGCCCCAGCCGCGACCGGUGCAGAACGGUGGCUCCGCAGCCAUGCCCCGGCCCUCGAGCCAGCUCCUGGCCCCCUCGAACUCACGCCCGCGACCGAGCACGUCGAGCCAUUCCCGGAAGAGCUCCCAGCAAGCGUCCCCUCAGCCGCUCUCGACGUCCCAGACAGCUCAGUAUCUAUCGCUCAUCCCCCCAUCGACCGACCCUCAGACGGCCUCGGCGCUGAUGGCGGAAUUGGCGAGACCGUACGGCAACUCUGAAGAACCAGGCUACAUCUACAUGUUCUGGAUCACCCCGACAUCUAAGAAGGAGGCGGCACCUGUGCAGGAGGCAAGAUCUCUCCUCGCACCGCCUUCGCCGGCCCGGGGCGUGGGGCGCAACCGACGGUCCAGCGACGUUGUGUCGGCAUUUGCAAACACGAAUGGCGGCGCAUCGGGAGACAAUAAGAUGCUCAUCAAGAUCGGAAGGGCGCAAAACGUCCAGCGUCGGAUGCAGCAGUGGACGAAGCAGUGUUCCUACGAGAUCGAGGUACUGCGAUACUACCCGUACAUACCGGGAGCGAGCGCGGCAUCGGGACAGCAGCCGCGCAUGACGCCGCACGUGCACCGCGUUGAGCGGUUGAUUCACAUCGAGCUGUCGGGCAUGGGUUUGCAUGCUGGGCCCAUAACGUGUGCCGGAUGCACCUCGGUGCACCGCGAGUGGUUUGAGGUGCAGACGUCUAAGAAGGGCAUUGGCGCGGUGGACGAUGUGAUUCGGAGAUGGGUUGACUGGGACGAGACGACUGUUUGAUUCUAGCGAGUUGAUUGGACUUGCUGAGGAUU
This is a messenger RNA of Colletotrichum godetiae, 1581 nucleotides long. RefSeq names its product meiotically up-regulated gene 113-domain-containing protein. NCBI's taxonomy places the organism in Eukaryota, Fungi, Ascomycota, Sordariomycetes, Glomerellales, Glomerellaceae. The transcript has a single exon. The record is from RefSeq and is a predicted model, not a curated record. Bases 266 to 1549 code for a protein of 427 amino acids.